This is a messenger RNA of [Torrubiella] hemipterigena, 996 nucleotides long. NCBI's taxonomy places the organism in Eukaryota, Fungi, Ascomycota, Sordariomycetes, Hypocreales, Clavicipitaceae. The record is from the annotation of a GenBank genome assembly.
CUCCAUACCAUUAUUCACGACUCCGUCACAGUCUCUGACAGCCUCAACUGCUCACACUCGAUUUGCAUCUAACAUUAGAUUUUGCCUUGUCUGCUGCAUACUCAGAAAAUGUCAUUUCAGGCUGCGAAGCGCGCAUUCUACAUCCCCGCCCCCAACUGGGACAUCCCCGCCGACUCGGAUCUCGUCGUGCUCGGCCGCCUUAUUAAGGACCCAAAAAACCCCGAACGAGCUAUCCCGGGAAGUGCACAUGUUCCAUUGCAACCGCAGCGCAUCUACGCCGGCGAGAAGCCGGGCUUUUCUUAUAUCAGUGACCAGCUAAAGGGCGGCAAGAUUGGCAUUUGGGCCAAGGCGCUACAAGUUGUGGGGGGCGGGCUUGAUCUGAGCCAGACAAAGGAGUACCUGGAUAUCCACGAGUUCGAGACGCUGGAGACCAAGUACUUUGUUCCGGAUGUUGACUAUAUUGCCAAGGCUAUGCAGGACGAGGGAGUCCAAGGUUUUCUGCACGCCACGCACAAAAGAGAACCAAUCUAUCUAAUCACUGGUUUGAAGAUUGCCCGUGGCGCCAAAGUUACAAACAAGACAAACGUGGCACGAAGCGUGGCGGGAGAAGUCAAAGGGGAUGCUACCAUGUUUGGUGCGCCUGUCGAAGUUGGACCUGAGGCAAGUCUUGGCUCGCGAACAUCUACGCUGACCUCGUUUGCGGGGUCGACGGAUUACAUUUUUGCGUACCGUUUGGAAAGAAUCAAGAUCAAGAGGAAGAAUGACGAAAUUACGUCUAAAGAUUAUAUCAAGGGCGCCAUGUUUGGCCGUGAUGGGGACGACAGUGAUGAUGAGGAUGAGUUUGUGGCUGAGGAGUUUACAGAAGUCGAUGGUGCAAGAGAGGAUGAGUAUGAAAUUGUUCCUGCGGAUGAAAACCACGUCACUAGUAUAUAAAAUAGAUACACAGUAGAUUUAUACCAAGUUUGAUUUCAUUUAUUACAUUUGGGUAUCACGGGU